Blepharisma stoltei is the source of this 1029-nucleotide messenger RNA. The record is from the annotation of a GenBank genome assembly. NCBI's taxonomy places the organism in Eukaryota, Ciliophora, Heterotrichea, Heterotrichida, Blepharismidae.
AUGGCAUCAAAAAAGCCUUUCCAAUUCAACAACACCUUUUCAACUCUCAGCAAUGAAGGAUCUACUUUUAUAGAAAGCACCCAGCAAUUUUCAUCAGUUUUAGACGAUCGUGAAAGUUUUGACGAAGAAAAUCAAUCUCACUCAUCAUUCAGUAAUACAGAUCAUUCAAAAUCCCUUUCCUAUAAAAAAAUUCUAUCUGGAACUUUAACUCGAGUCAAUACUUGCAUAGAAAAAAAGAAAAACUGGUUAGAAGAAGAAAAACGAAAAAAAUUCCUUGAAGAGGUCUCAAAUCUCCAAGACAAGCCAAAAAUAAACAGUUAUAGCAAAAAAUUAUUAAAUUCUACAUCCCCAAUCCAUGAAAGAGUUAAUGAUAUUAUGAGAAGAAAAAGAGAUAAAAUUAAAAACAUACAAUUAGAGCUCCAGCUGAAAAAAAGAACAGAAGAAAAACAAGCAUGCACUUUUAAUCCCAAAAGUGCAAAUACCUCUCCUCGACGUACAGCUGAACAAUUUAUCCAACAAGUCGGGAUUUGGCACAACAAAAAACUUCAAAAUCUUAAAAAAGACCAAACUGAAACUGAGAAAACCAAAGAACUGGAAUUUACAAAAAAUCCUUUAAUCAAUAAAAAAUCGCAAAUAUUAGCACAAAAGGUAUUUUCUAAAUAGAGAUCUAAAACACCUGUUUUUGAUAGGCUAUACACGAGCAAGAAAAGUACUUCUAAAUCACCAUCUCCAUCAUUUACACCGAGAACAUAUGAGAAGUCUUUGGAACUUUCUCAAAAGCUAAACUUAUCAGGUGUUUUUGAAAGACUUUACCCUGAUUCAAAAUCUAAUACAUUGAAAAUUUUAAUAAAUAGCAAUUCACGAACUCCUACUCAUGAAAAAUCAACAAAAAUGCUCAGAGAUAAGUCAAGAGAGAAAAUGGCUCCAUACAAAAUUAACACAGGAAAAGGAGCCAUCCUAGAAAAUUCUGUAAAUGAGGUAAAGUUUGAAAAUACUAUGAGAUUUCUACUGAGCAGUUUAAAGCAGUAA